Messenger RNA from Macroventuria anomochaeta, 1585 nucleotides. RefSeq lists its product as uncharacterized. The record is from RefSeq and is a predicted model, not a curated record. Lineage: Eukaryota; Fungi; Ascomycota; Dothideomycetes; Pleosporales; Didymellaceae. Gene Ontology annotation, cellular component: cytoplasm. Bases 98 to 1357 code for a protein of 419 amino acids. The transcript has 3 exons.
AAAAAACAAGUAGUCACCUUCAACGUUGUUUGUGUAACUCACUACCCAUUCAGUCGAACCUCGCCAAAUCAAAGUCACAAACCACCACACAAGUACCAUGCAGGCAGCACAACACGCAUUAAUCGAUCCUCUGAUUGAGCCAGAUCCGAGCGACGAGACCGGGCUGAACUCACAUUUCCGUUCAACUUUUGCGCCCAUACGGGAUGGUCCCAUCACUCCACCCGGAUCUGCCGGAUUGUCCAAAGAUGGCUCACCCGUUAAGGUCCAGGAGCACCGCACUGGCAACUCAGUUGGAAGCAACCCUUUCAUUCCCUCUCAACACACAGGCAGCUCAGUCGGAACCAACCCUUUCCUGCCUUCUCACCAUACUGGUAACUCCGUAGAGACGAACCCGUACCGCCGACCGAGAGCCUCGUCUGAAGCCAAGGCUCCCUCUGCAACAGUAUCACAGAUUGGCCAGACUACUCCAAGGUCGAGCAGGUAUGAGUACCCGUCCCCUCCACAGUCUGCAAGUCCUCGCAAACAGCACUUCUCGGACCACCGCGCGGCUGCAUUCGGAUCCAUGAACGAGAGCCGACCCCGCCGAUCGAGCCAGCCAUCGUCAUCCAGGCCACAAUCGCAACAUGUAUCCGGACUGAGCCGUGGAGGAUCACUGAACUAUGGAGAGAGCUCUCCUCUAGACACGAUCCGCAAAGAGACCAAGACUGCGCACCGUGCUCACCAUCUUAGGAAAAAGAACUUUCAGGGUGCCGACGUCAUCGAUCGACUCGACAAAACCGGUGUAUCGCACUACCACCACGAGGGACCGUACGAUGCAGCCAGUAUUGCACGUAACAGAGACAAGAAGUACAGCCCUGUCGCGGCAGUACAGGACUCGAACGAGGAAGCGCUGAGGGCAACACCAAGGGAGAACAUUCAGGACGCUGUUGAGAGGCACCGCCCACUGGAGGGCGUUGCUACCGUCCCACCAGGCUUGACGGAUAAGUUCGGCCGUGUCUACAACUACGAAGAGGGCACCGAUAUGCAGCGUGACCCCCUGAACAAGGGCGACUACAAGCGAAUCCCAGGUGUUGAAUAUCAACCAGACGACCUGAAGGGCAAAGGCGAGCCAUCCUACACCAUUGAGAAGCAAUUGAAAGACCACAAGAGGCUCGGCGACAGCGGAAUUGAAAUGACAUCACGCCGUCACAGCAGGAGCGUAGGCCACACCGACGCGCUUGGCGCCAUCCCUGCGGAGAACCCCUUCGAGCCUGAAGCAUCUGCAUCCGGCAUUGGACGCAGCAACUCGGGCAUUGGCAAUGCGCUGAAGAAGCGAUUCGGCAGCAUUCGACGAAAGAAGCAGGAUGUUGACGCUUAGAAGGCGUUGAUGAUCAAAGCAUGCGAUUCGGAAUUCUAAGCAUCAAAAUUGUAUGAGUACGUGGAUGUUGUGGGAGUUGGCGGUUCUUUUGGUUUGUGAGCAGCUGUAUAGUAUAUAGACAGGCAUGUCAUACCCACGGCCGACAGGCGUGGAGUGUUGUAUAGCCGUUUAACGAAUAAUGACUUCACCAUCACAAGCCAUGUCUCUUUUUGCUUUGAUGGAAAAUCA